AUGCUGGACCAAAGGGAGCUCGCCUCGCGCAUACAAUCCAUCCGGAAAGCCAAGGACUCCAAUGAGCCUGCUUCAGUGGUCAUCGCGGCCUUGGAGGCUCUUAGGAAGGAGGGCAAUCCGACCGAGGAAAUGAUCCGGAACACGAAGGCCGGCAUGUUCAUCGGCAAGCUCAGAACAGAUAGCAACAAAGACAUUGCGCGCGCGGCAGCCGAAGUCGUCCAGGCAUGGAAAAAGGCUGUCGAAGCAGAGAAGAAGGCCAAGGGUGGCUCCCAAAUGGCUAAACUGCAAGGAUCUGCGUCUCCUGCGAGUAUCAAGUCAGGAUCACCUGCACCCAAACCAACUACAGCCAGCAAAAAUUCGUAUACCGGCGACAUUGAGAAGAGACACUACAAGACGGACAAGAUUGAUAUUAACCGGACGGGCUCAACAACCCGGGACAACAUUGUUGGUCUUCUCUACAAUGGUCUAGCCUAUCGAUCUCGUGAGGCUGAGGACAACGUCCUUCAGCGCGCCAUCGAGGUGGAGAACGCUGCUUACAAGCACUUCAAGGGAGAGACCAAGGACUACAAGGAGAAGAUGCGCUCGCUGUUCCAGAACCUGAAGGUCAAGGCCAAUGAAAAGCUACGCCUGAAUGUCAUGACGGGGACCAUCUCCGCCGAGCGAUUCGUCACCAUGAGCUCGAAAGAGCUUCAGUCGGAAGAACAGCGCAAGGCGGAUGCUGUUCUCGAGAAGGAGAACAUGCGCACAGCCCAGGCAGGCAUGCCAGAGAAGAGCAUCAGUGACUCUCUGGAGUGUGGCAGUUGCAAACAGAAGAAGGUCGCAUACACCCAAGCUCAGACACGCUCGGCUGACGAACCGAUGACGACAUUCUGCGAAUGCAUGAAUUGCGGGAAACGGUGGAAGUUCUCUUAA
This is a messenger RNA of Microdochium trichocladiopsis, 912 nucleotides long. RefSeq names its product transcription factor S-II, central domain-containing protein. The coding region runs from base 1 to 912 and encodes 303 amino acids. Gene Ontology annotation, cellular component: nucleus. Gene Ontology annotation, molecular function: zinc ion binding; RNA polymerase II transcription regulatory region sequence-specific DNA binding. The record is from RefSeq and is a predicted model, not a curated record. Gene Ontology annotation, biological process: DNA-templated transcription; transcription elongation by RNA polymerase I; regulation of mRNA 3'-end processing. The transcript has 3 exons. NCBI's taxonomy places the organism in Eukaryota, Fungi, Ascomycota, Sordariomycetes, Xylariales, Microdochiaceae.